Messenger RNA from Notodromas monacha, 4889 nucleotides. The record is from the annotation of a GenBank genome assembly. Lineage: Eukaryota; Metazoa; Arthropoda; Ostracoda; Podocopida; Cyprididae.
AUUUCACUGAUAGAUCUUUGUGUUUCGGAAUGAGCUUGAGCGCGAGGAAGCGCCCGGCGCCUCCCAGAGAAGAGCAGCCGCCUUUGAAGAGAUCUGCAGGUUCCAGGUCACCGAGAGCAUUGACAGAAAAUGUGGAAGUUCCCGAGUCCAACGACAUGUAUUGCUGGGUGUGCCAUUUGUCCGGGGUCAAGCUUUUCUGCCGGAAAUGUUCGCGAAGUUUUCAUCCGAAUUGCGUGAUGAUGGGUGAUGGACAAAGUUACGAGGAUUACUCUUGCUACGAAUGCUUGAAUCUUAUAGCUGCCAGAGACCCAAGCUAUGGAUUUAAAAUCUUGCAUUUAUUUUCUGUCGCUGAGAUUUGCGAGAUUUUAAAGUACGUCAUACGCCAUAUGGAAGUUUACGCUAUGCCCGAGCUGAUGCCGUUCAAAAUUGACCCGGAAAUGCGUGAAGAAGACGAAAGGCUUCUUGGGCGUUUGCCAGUUGCGAAGACGUGGAGUGAACUGAUCGAAUGCGUGGAGCGCGAAGAACACGAAAGCGUAGUUCAGUUCAAACAGGAAUUCUAUGCUUUAUUGCACCGUUACGUCGUUAUCAACCGAGAUAUCUACCUGGCUGCCUCGGAAGCCGUUCAGCGAAAAUUUGAGAAGGAAUUGAACGUUUUACGAUUCUGUCCGGACUGCUAUUUGCGAGCAAACCGCAUGAGUGACGAGGCUGCUUUAGAAGACAGGGAAAAACCUGGAAAUUAUUUUGUCAGCGUUUGUAGGUUACCUCAUGCCUUGGUUUUCGCGAAGUACAAAACUUACCCUUUCUGGCCGGGGAAGGUCCUGCACCAGUACUCUGCCAAGUCCGUAAAAGUACGAUUUUUUGGAGACCACACCAUGAGCACAUGUGAGCUAAAAAACACAACACUUCUGUCCGAAAAACCACCUGGCUUGAACAAGAAAAGCAUGAGUGCUUUCUCGGAAAGCAUGGAUGAGCUUCGAGAACACUUGAAAGAACUGCAGCGAGUUCUCGGAAGUCCUGUGAAAUACUCUCCCCCUGGGACUUCUUACAGUGCACUGCAGUGUGCCUCUGUUUUGAAAAGCCAAAUGCCAGGAAUUGUAAAGAUGUUGCCCGUUUUGGAUUUCUCCGAAAGCAGUUUUAUGAUGAAGAGAGGAGCUUCGUGUGGACCUCCUGGGCCAUUUAUCCCUUUUCUUGCCGAUCCCGUGAAGUUGAGCGUUGCUCAGCUAAUAGCUGCGAGAGAACGGGUUCUCUUCAACAACAAACCACGGAAAUCGUCUCGGGACUCCUCCAGCAACGCAGUCGUCAAAACUGCGGUUCAAGAAAAAAUCCCGAAACUGAAGGUGAAUCUGAGCUUGCAAAACGUGCUCAGUUCUGGUCCGGAAUUGCGGAAACGUCCGUCGGUUGACAAGGGUUUGCGAACAGUGGCGUCUGCCGGCCCAGCCCAUGUUUCUGUUCUAGAUCUGAAGCGCAAUGGUUCGAAAAGCUCGCCGGAAAGGACAGAGACUGAGAACGAGCAAAGCGAGGAGGAGGAGUCUGAUCCGGAGCCGGACGAUGAGGACGAGGAAGAGAGCUCAGGCGAGGAGGCCAGUCAGCCGGAGCGCCGGCUGCCAGACAGGGAAGCCCGCCGGCGGGGAGACACGCCCGUCGAAGAGGCUGUUGAGUCGUCCGCGACCGAAGAAUCUUCUUCGUCCACUGCCUCUUCUUCGUCUGACGAUGAAGAGGUUGUUGAGUCGGAACACGAUGCGGAGCGAGGGGAGCCGGAACUUGAUGUUGCGAAACAAGUUGAACAACCGGUUUCGUCGGCUGUUGAAAUUGAUGCGAAGCAGGAAGCGACAAAUGAUGCUCUUGCUCCUCUUGAAGACAGUGCGACCGCUGGUGAUACAUCCGUUGAUGCACCGAAUAUUCAGGUUAAUGAAGAUGAAACGACACGGGUUGAAGAACCGGAAGCGAACGUGUCUGAAAACGCAUCCAUUGGAAAUGCUUCUGCAGAACCCACUAAAAAUGAAUCAGUACCUGUGACAUCCGAGUCCACGGUUACGAUUUCGUCAUCGAAAGUUGAAGUCUCAAAAGUUACGAACGACGCGAAAGAACAGGAUUCUGGCAUCCUGAUUGUCCGUCGUGCGCGACCCCCUCAGGGUGGCGGCGAAGAAGAAAAAGGCGCCGCUUGUCCCGAGAAAAAACCUCGGAUGGUUCCCGAAGGGAUAACUAUUACCUCGGUGGGGAAAAAGUCUGGGAGUUCGUCGAUCGUGAUCAAUCCCGCGUCAACGAGUCCCUCUGCCGUAGGCAAGGUCAAUGCUCCCGGCGCAAAACAAGGAUCUUCAACAGCGGCUUCGACGAAGCGGUCUUUGGACGCGAACGAUAAUCAUGUGGCCUUCGAAAACAAGGGCGUGUCGUUCAGGAAAGUUACCUUAACCAAGGGAGGUUGGAAGAUCGCCAUAGCACCGGAUAAAAACACGACGAAGCGUAAAGGUGCUCCCCCUCCGCCUAAAUCCGCACAGUCGUCGCCCCCACCGUUACUUCCCCUGGAAGCACUAUCGAAUGCAUCUGGGGGAACUAAGCAGAAGGUGUUCCAGAUCGGCUCCACGGUGCUAAGCGGUCCGGAAGUGAGUGUGACAACCAUUUCCGGCGACCGCAAUCUCGAAAGUCCUGUGAAAAACGUCGUCAAAACCUACGCGAACAGAAACAAGGAUCUGUUGGUGAAGCGAAAAGACCUCGAGCUUCGACGCGUUUCAAACAAAGCCAUCAUCGAGAAGCCGCCUAAGCUAGAUGCAGAGACGUGCACUGUGGAAAAAAUUCUCACCGCGUCGCGGCAACCUCAGUCACGCGUUACUAUAGUGCGCAGUCGUGCCAGCGUUGGAACGAACGUGUCCUUCGGCUCGAAUCGUCCGUCUCCGCCGCCAUCGACAAACGGCAUUGCAGCAACAGAAGCUUUCAAGGGCGACUCCCCCGAAGUGGAUCCAUUGAGCCAAACGAAACGUGUCAACGUGGCCACGAUGGCGAUGUCUCCUCCGCAUCGCCGCGGCGGAACGUCGUCGUUUCAUAAGAAACCCGCGCUGGUUGUUACCGGGUUCCCGAAUCCCCUGGAACCUCAAGUUCUCCUUGAGGAAGGUGUCUCCCAACCCGGGGUUGACGAAGACGAAGAUGAGGACGACAUUUUGGAAGAUGACGUGGAAGACGACGACGUGAAACCGGACAUCGACGAACUGGACGCAGCAGUUGCCACGAACAAAACCUCCUCUGUAGAAGCUGUGACGACCUCAACGCCGACUUCGGUAAAUGUGACUCCGAAGGGGUCGAGUAGUAGUUCACAAUCCAUCAUGCCGGUCAGGGGCAAAAUCCAGGUCAAGUCGUUCGCCAGUGCGCCGAAUUCAACGUCAUUGUCAUUGAAUGCCGUGUCUUUGCCUGCUGGCGUCUCAGUCGUCCGACCGCAGAUCUCCGUUGCACCGUCUACCUCAAGUAGUGGUGCACAACGCGGAACGGACAACACUAGCCCCGAACUUCAAGGUCUUGUCAGUCGGUGUAUGCAGUUCCUGAGCUCAGAGGUUUCGAAUUUCCUGAAGAAUCAGUUGUCAAAGCAAGGUCAGCAACAUCAAAGUCGAGAGUCGGCUUUGCAAGCCCAGGUACAACAGAUGAAGGCCACUAUAGAUUCGUUGUGUGCUGACAACAGCCAGUUGCAAGCUGAAGUUGCAUUCCUGAAAAACCGCGUCCACGAAUUGGACGGGUCGGGUUGUGGGAAAGAUGUCGCGGCGCCGGUUGGUUGGUUGAUUGAUUUCCCGUAUUUCCGAGCCAACGAUUGUAUUUCGCUGAUCAGGACGUGGGUUGCCUCCAGGUCAUCCAAGGCAAUUCCGCCAUUUUCAUUGACAGCCGCCUUCACAGCUGCCAAAGUGGCGACCAAUGUGGCGGCUGUGAAGGCGGCUUUUGAUGAAAAUGGUGGAAUUGCCUUGGAUGACCUGGAGGCAACUCUUGGAAAGAAUGCCAAGCUGAUUUUAAAAAUUCUGAGGGGAAAGCUGGGCUACAACAAAAAAAGGGCGUCUUGUCUUUUGAGUGGACAAUUGGCCAACAUUGAGGCUUACAAAGUGGAUAGAAAUGAGACUGAGGGGAAAAGUGCCAGCGACGACGAGGCAAUAAUCCCGAAAGACGCGUUGCAAGCGAAUCUUGUCCCUAAUGUGUCGCAAGACGUGGUGAUCCUCGACCGUGACAACGAUUCGUCCUCAUCCUCGUCACCAGUGUCGGUGGCCUCGUCGCAGCAAGACACUCCUCCGACCAGAAUAUACGUUCUCAAGAACCCCGAGAGCCUCAUCACGGGUUCGGGUCCAAGCGUACUCCAGCAACUCACCAAUGCUGGCUCCAAGUUGACUGUGACUCGGACAAGUGCGUCUGCUUCGCCAGCAACGUCGGCGUCGGCAGCGACGUCGCCGCGGAAAAAGAAGCGUCGACGUUGCGGCAAGUGUAAAGGAUGUAGCGUGCCGAACGACUGUGGCGAGUGUAGGUCGUGUGCGAAUCCGCGAAGGCACCAGCAACUGGCCCGAUUUCAUCAACUGCCUGAAGUGAUGGGAAGUGGGAGUCACCUGCAGGCAGCUAUGGUGGGUUUCAGACCCGUGCCUGCAAAUCGACCGCCGAUACUGUUACCUGUGGCCCCGCGAACAAACAUGGUGCAUCAUUUCUCAGGGAAAAAUGCGCAAUCCUGCUUCGUGAACCAAAAUGGCGUGCAAUUGAUCCCAGGAACCAGAUUCCAGGGGCCGGGUCCUGUUGCUGUGCCGAGUGGAUUUUCUCUUCAGCCCGCAGGUCACGGGAUCGCAGUGAAUGUUGCACCACAGCGUCACAUACGACUUGUGUCUGGGAAUCAGAACAAUGUUGCCGCAUCAGUUUUCUUCCAUCCCCAUCACCGCUGA